UGGGAGGUGCCAGCCGCUUCCCGCCCCUUCCCCUCUCCCUGCGGGCUCGGCGCUGAGGAGGCGCCUGACCGCGGCAGCAUCUUCCCUUGGCUCGCCGGGGCGGGGGGAGGAGCCGCCGCCGCCGCCUCGGAGAAGGAAGGGGGACACAAGCACAAGUCCAUAUGGAGGAUGAACCUCCUCCUCAAGGAGUCAGUGCCAAGGCCUUGGAGGCAACACUCUUGUCAGCCCUGAAGAUGCUGGAUGUUGGGAAAUGGCCGAUUUUUUCUCUCUGUUCCCCAGAACACAUCAAGUUAAUUCGUCAAGCCUGUGUAUUUGGCAGUGCUGGUAAUGAAGUGUUGUAUGCCACUGAAAAUGAUGAGGUUUUUGUGCUUGGCAUGAACUGCAGUGGCUGUUUGGGAACAGGAGACAUGCAGAGCACUAUAAUACCAAGGAGGUUAGAUUCCCUGUGUGGCAAAAAGAUAGCCUGCCUGAGCUAUGGAAGUGGCCCUCAUGUUGUUCUUGCUACAGAAGAAGGAGAAGUGUAUACAUGGGGUCAUAACGCUUACAGUCAGCUGGGCAAUGGUACAACAAAUCAUGGCUCCAUUCCCUGUCAAGUCUCUACUAACUUGGUGAACAAGAAAGUCAUUGAGGUUGCCUGUGGCUCUCACCACUCCAUGGUGUUAACCUCUGAUGGAGAGGUGUACACAUGGGGUUAUAAUAACUCGGGCCAGGUUGGAUCUGGUUCAACAGCAAAUCAAACAAUUCCUCGAAGAGUUACUGGCUGCCUACAAAAUAAAAUAGUUGUUAAUAUAGCUUGUGGGCAGAUGUGCUCUAUGGCUGUGGUGGAAAAUGGAGAGGUCUAUGUCUGGGGGUACAAUGGGAAUGGCCAGCUGGGGCUGGGCAGCAGCGGCAACCAGCCCACGCCGUGCCGGAUCGCAGCCCUGCAGGGCAUUCGUGUGCAGCGGGUUGCCUGUGGCUAUGCACAUACAUUAGUGCUAACAGAUGAAGGUCAGAUAUAUGCCUGGGGAGCCAAUUCAUAUGGCCAGUUAGGUACUGGGAAUAAAAGUAACCAGUCUUACCCUACAACAGUUGUUGUGGAUAAGGACAGGGUGGUGGAGAUCGCCGCCUGCCACUCGGCGCACACGUCGGCGGCCAAGACGCAGAGCGGCCAGGUGUACAUGUGGGGGCAGUGCCGGGGCCAGUCCGUCGCCGUCCCGCACCUCACCCACUUCACCUGCACCGACGACGUGUUCGCCUGCUUCGCCACGCCCGCCGUCAUGUGGCGCCUGCUCUCCGUAGAGCCUGAUGACCAUCUAACAGUUGCCCAGUCACUAAAGAAGGAAUUUGACAACCCUGAAACUGCAGACCUGAAGUUCCUAGUGGAUGGAAAAUACAUUCAUGUUCAUAAAGUUCUUCUUAAAAUUAGGUGUGAACAUUUCCGCUCCGUACUCAAUAAUGAUGAUGAAAUUAUAGAAAUGAGUGCAUUUUCUUACCCUGUUUACCGAGCCUUCCUGGAAUAUCUGUAUACAGACAACAUUAGGCUCCCUCCUGAAGAUGCAAUAGGGCUGCUAGAUUUGGCAACACUGUAUAGAGAAAACAGACUGAAAAAGCUUUGCCAGCAAACGAUCAAACAAAGCAUUUGUGAAGAGAAUGCCAUUGCUCUCCUGUCUGCUGCUGUCAAGUACGAAGCUCAGGACUUGGAAGAAUUUUGCUUCAGAUUUUGCAUAAACCAUUUGACUGUUGUUACACAAACUCAAGGCUUUGCAGACAUGGACCAUGACCUCCUGAAAAACUUCAUUAGCAAAGCCAGCAGAGUGGGAGCAUUCCGAAAUUGAGGUCUGACUACUACCGAGCUGAAGAGCAUAUCCUCUUCCCUUCUGGAAAUAUUUUCCCUUUGGAGAACUCUCCCGUGGUCAGAAUGUGCAAUGGUUUGGAAGGAAAGUCUCGGUGUCCAUCAGCUUAGGGAGUGUGUAGAAGUCCACUGACAUGUAGGCUUUGUUGUAAGGAUGGCUACAGUGUAGGUGUGUGGUGACUGUUCCUUGCCAAGAGCCAGAAUUUAACACAAAAAUCUAAUGCAGCAACUAUCCUUUCCCACCCAAAGUCAAGCAAACUAAGCUUGACAUUAUCUAGUCUGUCUAGUUAUUAAAUUUUUUUAAAGUC
Molecule: messenger RNA, 2139 nt
Organism: Zonotrichia leucophrys gambelii
Lineage: Eukaryota; Metazoa; Chordata; Aves; Passeriformes; Passerellidae
Product: RCC1 and BTB domain-containing protein 2
Exons: 13
Coding region: 162-1814 (550 amino acids)
Molecular function (GO): protein binding
Source: RefSeq, a predicted model, not a curated record